AUGGCUUCUACCGAAUUAGUUAAUUUUGCUGGUUUAUCAUUUUUAUGUGAAAAGCUUCGAUUGGAAUCUCUUCUUAUUAAACAUGAAAAGUCUACAUUAGAAGAUUUAAAUAGAAAAGUAAUUAAAGAAUAUAAUAAUAUUUGUAAACAAAUAUGGAUUUAUAGACAUCAACAGGAAAUUCUAAAUCAAUUAAUUAAUUCUGAUAUUAAUGUCUCUCCAGAAAAUUGUUGUCAACUUUUUAAUAAUUUAUAUUCAUCAAAUUUUGUUGAAGCUUACAAAAUUUUGAAUCAAUAUGCUGCUGAAAUUGUUCAAAUUUACAAAGUUUUGGCUUAUGCUCCUAGAGCUGUCUCUAUGUUUUUAAAUGCUACAGAAAAGAUUACAGCAAAUAAUUAUACAAUGGAUGAAUUAUGUUCUUGUGUAUUUAAUGUAAUUUAUGGUUCUUGCUUUUUCCCAGAAGAUGAAAAGAAUAUGUUAGAAUUACUUGGGCAUUUAAUUAAUUUACAAAUUGUACAAAAUCCAGAUCCACGAAAAAUACUCAGAAAAGGAAAUUCUGUAUUUUCUAGAAUGUAUAAAUAUUUUAGUGAAUCUCUUUUAUCCACAAAGAUUUUUCUUACUGCUGCCCUUCAUGAGCCAAUAAUGUUUCUUUUGAGUCAAGACGAAUUAUUUUUGGAUAUUGACCCAUCAAAAUCACCAAUUCGAAUACCUGCACAUGAAAGACGUUUACGUUUUGGUCCAGACGAAAAUUCAAAAUCUUAUAAAGACAAAUUAGCCCAACAUAGACGAAUCAUCGUUGACAAAUUGGUUUGGGUUGUUGAAACGUUUAUUAAUGCAAUAUUAAAUGCAAUGCCAAUAUUCCCAAAAAGUAUAAUUUGGUUAGUUGAUCAAAUGCAUACAGCAAUGAUUGAAAGAAAAUUAGUUAGCAAUGAUGAGGCUGCUUUAAUUUGUACAGACCUUAUUUUUACUUAUUUUAUUUGUUCGGCUGUUAUACAUCCUGAACCUCUUGGAAUUAUAUCUGACACUCCGAUAAGUUAUAUUGCUCGUUUCAAUUUAAUGCAAGUCGGACAACUUUUACAAUCAUUGGCAAUACUUCCAUAUGAGCAACGUUUUCCUUCUUAUUUUAAUGAAAUUCUUUCUCAUUUAGACAAGAAUUCAAUGACCAAAGUUAUGGACACAGUUUUACAAACAGGAUCAGCUUCAAUCGAAACAAUUUUCCCUACACAAAUUGCAGAUUCUAAAGGAAAUGAAGUUUUUAGACGUACAACAUUUGUUGCUUCUCUUAAUGAAAUUAAUAUUUUGCAAUAUUAUUUGAAAUCUCCAGCUUUGGAGGAAAUUAAUGAUGCAGCAUUGUUAAAAAAUUUAAAAUUAUUAUUAAAAAGAUUGCCUGAACAAUUUAAUGAAAAAAUUAAAUUUUAUAUGGGAUUACCUGAAAAGGAACAAUCACAACAACAGCAGCAACCAAUUUCCUCGUCUACACGAUUAAGAAAUUUGGCUGAUAAAGGACAUCAAAAAUUAAUUCAAACAACAUCAGUUUCAAAUUUUAGAAAUUCCGAUCAACAAAAUUUAACAAAUUCUUUGUCUGUUAAUGUGUUGGUUAAUGAAAAUGAGAAUAAUAAUAAUUGUAAUUUAAUUACAAAUAAUAAUCAGCAACAAAAACAACAGAACCAAAAUGGUGUUAAUUCGACGACAAAUGAAAAUUUAAAUCGGGAUGUAUUACUCUUUGAAAUUCCUGAUAGUUAUGAACCAAUAGGAACAACGUCUGAAGAAGAGGCUCCCGGAGAUUUGGAGAUUUCUGAUAGAACAAAUACAGAUGUUAUAAGUGACGAUGAUGAAGAGGAGGAAGAAGAAGAUGACCAAGAGGUGGGGGAAGUGGAGGGAGUUGAUGAUACUUCUUCGAGUUCUUCAAAUGGAAAUGCUGAGGAAGCAGAAGAAGAUGUUGCUGUUUUGCCAGACAAUUUUUCUGACGUUGUCCCAAUUAGUGCAAACGUUUCUCGACGUGGAUCACCUAGCUUAAGUGGAAGUAAACUUUCUGGCAGAGAAACUCCUUUUUCUAAUCAUGCGGAGCAGAAUAAUGUAAUUGAAAAUUCUUCUUCAACAAUCCCAACAUUUUCAAAUACUUUACCUCAACAAGAAGCAAAUAAUAAUAGACGAACUUUACCAUAUUUACCUGUAACUGUAAGAAAACAAAAUUCUGAAGGUUUAGAAGAAAAAUUUGGAAAAUUUGUUCUUCCACAAAUUGACAGCACUAGAAAUCGUGAUGAAACAAUUUCUUUGGUAAGCGACAAUUGGUCAACAGAUGUGGUUGCUUCUGAUAAUGAAGCAGCGAUGAUAGAAUUAAGAAAUGCUGUAGAUGCAUCUUCAUCUUCAAUAUCAUCAAUUCAACAACCACAAAAUUCAUUUCUUCAGCAAAAUAAUUUUGCUGUUCAGCAACAACAAAAUAAUGUUUUACCAAUAAAUAAAUUACAACAACAAAUUUCUUCUUUAAAUUCAUCAAAACAAUUAAAUAAUUUGACAAAUUUUUCUUCAAAUUUGGCAUCUUCUUCUAAUAUUGUUACUGCACCUAUUGCUGUUUUAAAUCCAAUCCCAAACAAUAUCAAUAAUAUUGAUGAGGAAGAAGAUAAACUUCCAUAUUUUGAUCAAAACAAUAUAACAACAUGUCGAGCUUUUUUGGAUGCUAAAAGAAAAUUGAGAUUAGUUUUAAGUAACACUACAACACUUCCAAAAAGUUUAGAUUUGAUAAAUUAUAAAGAAGCAUCCAAUAAUAAUGAUAAACAACAUCAACAAAAAGAAGCAAUGAAUGGUAAUGAUGUUGGAGAUUCUUCUACAAAAAAAAUAGCAGAUGCAGAAGUUUUAGCACUUCAACAAAUGCUUCAUUUAUUUUUAGCUGAUUCUAUCAAUAGUCGAGAUCGUAAACAAGCAGCACAAAUACGUGAAGUUUUGCGGUGUUUAUCAAUAUUUGAUAAUAAAGGAAUAUUUUUAUUAUUAAAAAAAUUAAAAAGAGAACAACGUCAAAGAUUAUGUUAUACAUUAUAUUUACAACAAUCACAAUCUACAUUAUUACAAUUUAAAUAUUGUUUAGAAAAAAUGAAUAAUCGUUUUGUUAGAAAUUUAGAAUUAACAUCAGAAUGUUUAGUUGAAAUGUUAGUUAGAUUCCAUUUACAAAAGGAAGAUUUGAGACAAUUUGUCCAAAAUUUUCAAAAUUUACAUGUUCAGGAUGAGAAAGUAGAACUAGUUUCUUCAACUCUUCGAAUUCUUUGUGAUCAACUUUUAACCGAUCCGAUUUGGCAUUUUGCAACAGUAGAAAAUUUAGAUUAUGCAAGAAAAUGCAUGGAACGUUCUUUAAUGGCACAAAUUUAUGUUUAUGCUUUAUUUCCAAAUUCUGAUGCUGAUUAUUAUCGUGAUGAAGUCCUCUCAAAAUCAAUUCGUCAGCUUUCUUCUUUACUUUCUGUUGAUCAUCCAGAUCUUGCUAUACCCAAGUGUCUUCAUGCCGAAUGUCCUUGGUCUUCUGCACAGGCUGAAUUAAAUAUUAUAAAUGCAUAUAAAUCACCGCGUGACAAAAUGAAUUGUAUUUCUCGUUGUUGUGAGACUAUAGAAAAUUUGAUUGUUCUCUCUGCUGGACGUGUAACUUCAUCUGCUGACGAUAUUUUGCCUAUUCUUGUUUUUGUUAUUAUAAAGGCAAAUCCUCAUGCUCUCCUUUCCAAUCUUCAAUUUAUUGACAGUUUUUAUGCUAGUAGAAUGCAAGGAAGUGAAGCUUAUUGGUGGACACAGUUUAAUUCAGCAGUUGAAUUUUUGAAGACUUUACUUAAUAAAUUAUGCAAUAAAUAA
Molecule: messenger RNA, 3822 nt
Organism: Meloidogyne enterolobii
Lineage: Eukaryota; Metazoa; Nematoda; Chromadorea; Rhabditida; Meloidogynidae
Source: the annotation of a GenBank genome assembly